AUGGACGCGGUGCGCGCACCGAGCGAUGCGAUGGGUGACGGAUCCGACGGCCGCGGGCGAGGGAAACGCGCGCGAAAAGCGGUCGAGACGUUCGUCGUCGACGUCGCCCCCGCGCGCGCGAGUAAGAUUGAGAUCGGCCGCGGGAAGGGGACGAAGCUGUCGGAGAUCCCGAACGUCGCGUUUCGCUUGUCGAAGAUUUCGAGAAAGGAGGACAUUUUGAAAUUCAUCUAUCGCGUCCUGUACAAGGGGACGCCGCGACAGCUGACGGUGAAGCGGGACAUCGGUGAGUUCUCGGGAUGGACGUUCGAGAGCGAUGGCGAGCGCGCUGUGAAGGAAGAUUUGUUGAUGCGGGCGUAUAAGGAAACGUUGCACGAGAUUUUGGAUUUGUUCGAGGUCCCGCGAGGGAGCGGCGCGGAGGCGAAGAAGGAGUCGCAAGUCGCGCGGUUGAUGGCGUUCCUGGACGCGCCCAAAGCGAGUGGGAAGAAGUCGCUCGCGGAGGCGGCGGAGAAAAAGAAGAAGGCAAAGGAUCGGCAGCGGACGACGAAGAGUGCGACUUCGGCGAAGAAGGACGCAGCGAGCGGCGGCGGGUUGGCGAAACACGUGGCUUUGAUUAAAAAGCUGCGCGCGGAAAACGCGGCGCUGAAGAAGAAGAUUGUCGAGCUAACGGGUAAGGAAGAAGCGGAAGAAGACGGAGAUGACGAAGAAGAGGAGGAGCAGGAGGAAGAAGAAGAAGAAGAAGAAGAAGAAGAAGAAGAAGAAGAAGAAGAAGAAGAAGAAUCCGAGGACGAAGAGGAUUCCGACGAAGAGUUCACCGCGAAGAAUCCUGCGCCGAAGAAGCCGAAACCGACGCCCGCGCCCGCGAAAGAAGCGCCAAAAUCGUCAGAUGCUCCAAAGCCGGCGCCUCCGACGCCCAAAUCGGCGCCAGUGGAGCCUACACAACCAAAACCUUUGGAACAGACGCCGCAACCGGAACAAGCCGCGCAGCAGCCGACAAAACCCGCGCCGAGCGCUGAGGAUCUUGCCAGCGCGAUUCGCACCAUGCUCGCAAGCGCCGAUAUGAGCGAAGUAUCCAUGAAGACUAUCCGUAAAGACAUGGAGGCCAAGUUUGGUAUUUCUUUCGCCGAUCGCAAGGAAGAAAUCAAGACCGUCGUGACGAGCUUCAUUGAAAAUCAAGCUUAG
Molecule: messenger RNA, 1179 nt
Organism: Ostreococcus tauri
Lineage: Eukaryota; Viridiplantae; Chlorophyta; Mamiellophyceae; Mamiellales; Bathycoccaceae
Product: DEK, C-terminal
Exons: 1
Coding region: 1-1179 (392 amino acids)
Biological process (GO): chromatin organization; regulation of double-strand break repair
Cellular component (GO): nucleus
Molecular function (GO): histone binding; DNA binding
Source: RefSeq, a predicted model, not a curated record